CACUCUUCCAAACUUCGACACAAAUUAGGCACUUCAAGAUGCGUUGCGACGUGGCCGUUACCGCCUUCCUGGCUUCAGGUGCCACCGCUGCCGCAGUCAAGAAGGGAUUCGUUACUACAAAGGGCACUGCCUUCAAGCUUGAUGGCAAGGACUUCUACUUCGCUGGAUCCAAUGCCUACUACUUUCCCUUCAACGACCUUGCUUCAGAUGUCGAGGCUGGCCUUGCAGCAGGCAAGAAGGCUGGCUUGAACGUGUUCCGUACCUGGGGGUUCAACGACCGCAACCGCACCACUGUCACCGGUGGACUGCCUCAGUAUGGUGGCGAGGGUGCUGGUCCUUCGCCGAACGUGAUGCAAUGGUGGAACAACGGCACCGCCGAGAUCAACCUCGCGCCUUUCGACAAGGUUAUCAAGGCUGCCGAAAAGACUGGAAUGAAGCUCAUCAUCGCCCUGACCAACAACUGGGCCGACUAUGGUGGCAUGGAUGUCUACACCACCAACCUGGGCGGCAAGUACCACGACGACUUCUAUCGGGACCCUAAGAUCAAGGCUGCUUUCAAGAAGUACGUCAAGGCAAUUGUUCAGCGCUUCAAAAACUCCAACGCCAUCAUGGCUUGGGAGCUCGCCAAUGAGCCGCGCUGUGGAGCCGAUGGUGUCCGCAAUCUUCCUCGAUCAGAGAAUUGCACGCCUGACACUAUCACUGAGUGGAUCGAUGAGAUGAGCACAUAUGUAAAGAGCUUAGACAAGGACCACCUGGUGACCUGGGGCGGCGAGGGCGGCUUCAAUAUCGAGAGCGACGACUGGGCGUACAACGGCGCCGAUGGAGGCGACUUCGACAAGGAGCUUAGCCUGAAGAACAUUGACUUUGGCGUCUUCCACAGCUACCCCGACUGGUGGAGCAAGACUGUCCCCUGGACCGUCCAGUGGAUCAAGGACCACGCCGCUUCUGGACGCAAGGCGAAGAAGCCGAUUGUGCACGAGGAGUACGGCUGGCUUACAGACGACAAGAGGCAAGCGUACCUCGGCAAGAGUGACAAUCAGACAAGAGUUGAGGUCCUCGGGCUGUGGCAGAAGACGAGCUUGGAGGAGAAGAUGAGCGAUAUGUACUGGCAGUUCGGGUACAGCAACUACUCGUACGGCCGCAACCACGACGAUGGGUUCACCAUCUUCCUGGAUGACGCGGAGGCGAAGCCAUUGGUGUACGAGCACGCAAAGAAGGUCAACGCGUUGAACAAGUGAGGAACGUGAUUGAGGAGCGCUAAACAUUUAUAGAAUCUGUUCAUCAAAAUAUACCACUAU
Messenger RNA from Didymella exigua CBS 183.55, 1298 nucleotides. Its product is annotated as glycoside hydrolase family 5 protein. The transcript is spliced from 2 exons. Lineage: Eukaryota; Fungi; Ascomycota; Dothideomycetes; Pleosporales; Didymellaceae. The record is from RefSeq and is a predicted model, not a curated record. Gene Ontology annotation, molecular function: hydrolase activity, hydrolyzing O-glycosyl compounds. The coding region runs from base 39 to 1238 and encodes 399 amino acids.